Molecule: messenger RNA, 2028 nt
Organism: Histoplasma capsulatum G186AR
Lineage: Eukaryota; Fungi; Ascomycota; Eurotiomycetes; Onygenales; Ajellomycetaceae
Product: ribosome biogenesis protein Kri1
Exons: 2
Coding region: 1-2028 (675 amino acids)
Biological process (GO): endonucleolytic cleavage in ITS1 to separate SSU-rRNA from 5.8S rRNA and LSU-rRNA from tricistronic rRNA transcript (SSU-rRNA, 5.8S rRNA, LSU-rRNA)
Cellular component (GO): nucleolus; 90S preribosome
Source: RefSeq, a predicted model, not a curated record
AUGGAGCCGCCAGCCAAGAAGCAGAAGAAACUGCUCAUGGACGAUGACAGCUCCAAUGACAGCAGCGAUGAUGGAGGAGCCCUGCUCGGCAAUGGAAACAACAACAUCGGGUUCAAAGUCAACGAGGAGUACGCGAAGCGGUUUGAGUAUAACAAAAAAAGAGAAGAAAUACAACAGUUGGAGGACAAAUACGGCAAAACAACCGGCCUUGGGAAACGCAAAAAGCUGGCGGAUGACGGUGCUGACACGUCAGACGGAUCCGAAGAAGACGAGGGGGAAUCAUCCUCUGAGUCCGAAGAUGAAGAUGAUGAAGGAGUGUUAGCAACCGAAGACCUCGACCGCGAAAUUUUUGAUACAUUAAACGCUAUCCGCUCCAAGGACCCCAGGGUCUACGAUGCCAAUGUCAAAUUCUACAGCGAAAUCAAAGAAGCGGAAGAUGAGUUGGAGUCAUCGUCAGCUAAGAAGGAGAAGCCUAUGUUCAUACGCGAUUACCAUAGAGAAAAUCUGCUGCGCGGCGGCGCCAAUGGUGGCGAGAAGGAGGCGGAGGAGGAACCAAAGACCUUUGCACAAGAACAGGCAGAUCUGAAACGGGAGAUUAUCAAAGAAAUGCACGCCACCAAUGAUGCAAGUGAUGGAGGCAGCGGGGGCGAGGAUGAGGAGGGCGGCUUCCUCAUUCCGAAGACAAAGCCAACGGUCCCUGAUAUUACAAAAGCACCUGUGCUGGAUGUCGAAUCUGCAGACAAAGACCCUGAAACCUUCCUGUCCAACUUCUUGAAAUCCAGGGCCUGGGUCCCUACCGAAAAAUCGAAAUUCCAGCCCCUAGAAUCCGAUGACGAGGAAGAAGAGCAGCAGGCCGAGGCCUUCGAAGAAGCAUACAACUUCCGUUUCGAGGAUCCCAAUAAAAUCAACGAGGUGCUAGUGACGCAUUCUCGAGACACUACGUCCAAAUUAUCUGUCAGGAGAGAAGACCAAAGUAGCAGGAAGAAGAAAAGACAGGCCGAACGACUGAAGAAGGAAGAGGAAAAGAAGCAGCGUGAAGCGGAGCGGAACCGUCUACGGAAACUGAAAAUCGAGCAGCUUGAGGAGAAAAUUGAGAAGAUCAAGGCAGCCGCAGGCCUGCGAACGUCAGAUUUCAGUGAGGAGGAUUGGGCACGUUUUUUGGAUGAUGGAUGGGACGAUGCCAAGUGGGAGGAGGAGAUGGAGAAGCGAUUUGGUGAGAAGUACUACGCUGAGGCCGAAAAUGGUGAUGAUACUAGUAGUGGUGGAGGAUUACAUGGUGGCUCCAAGAAACGAAAGCUGAAGAAGCCCAAGUGGGAUGACGAUAUCGACAUCAAGGACUUGGUUCCGGAUUUCGAUGACGAAGAAGGGGAGAUGCCCCAGCUCAGUGACACGGACAUGCAAGAUGCAGCGCACGAGGGCGGUGAUGAAGGAAUCAAUGGCGAUGGCGAUGAAGAGGAUGCCGCUAAACCCAAAUCCUACAAGCACAAGAAGAAACAAGCCCUACAGGAGAAAAAGGAGAAGCAAAAGGAAGCACGAAAGGAACGCCGGAAAAUCGAACAGCUCGUCGACAAGAGCCUUGACCUCGACCUCGACACAGCCCUGCUCCCGGGCGCCUCCAAGAAAUACAGCGGCCAGUUCCGCUACCGCGAGACGUCGCCAGUUAACUUCGGACUGACUGCGCGAGACAUCCUCAUGGCGGAUGACAGCGCCUUGAACCAAUUUGCGGGCUUGAAGAAACUGGCGUCGUUCCGUGACCCGGAGCGCAAGAAAAAGGACUUCAAGAAGCUGGGCAAGAAAGCACGACUACGGCAGUGGCGCAAGGAGACGUUUGGUGAUGAGAACGGAACCCCUGCCGACUUUGCGCUGCCGCUAACGGCCCAAGAGAGUACAUCGGCCGGUGCGGAGGGGAAACAUGCGACAGAUAAGAAUAAGGAUGAUGGGGCGAUGACGGUGGAUAUUCGAGACGGAAAAAAGAAGCGGAAACGGUCUAAGAAGAAGAAGCAUCAAGAAGGGCUGGAUGAGGCAUAA